Paramecium sonneborni is the source of this 923-nucleotide messenger RNA. Lineage: Eukaryota; Ciliophora; Oligohymenophorea; Peniculida; Parameciidae. The record is from the annotation of a GenBank genome assembly.
AUGGAAAUUUUAUCUAUUUUAAAAUAUAGCGAUACUUAUUAUAAAGAGAUUUUGGAAGAAUUUGGGAAAUUUAAACAAUAUAUUCUAAAUUUUUUGAAGAAUUUUGAAGAUUUCCUUCUUGAAAAUAUAGCAUUUCAUAUUGAUAUUACUACAAUCUCAAAAGAAUAUUCCUAAUUUAUAGAAAAAGAAUUUAAUAUCUUUAAGUUUGUGAAUUCAAUAUAGAAUAAGUAUACUAUAUAAAAAAAUGAUAUAUAAUAUAGUGGAAUUAAGAAAGAUUUAAGUUAGACAAAGAAAGAAUUAUAAAAUAUAUAUAGUACUAUUUAAAUGUUUUUUGAAACGUAAUUAAAAAGUUAGGAACUUUUUUCUUGGAAAAAUGUCAUUUUAGAAGAUGAAAAUCACCAUAUAAAUAUUGAAAAGAUAAAUAAAAAUGAAUUUAGAAGAUCUAAUCUUUCUAGUAUUAAUAAUUAAUUAAAAAGAUGGUCGAUGGUUAAUUUAAUGUAUAAAAAUUUUAGAAUAUAAAAACAAAUAUUUUACUUCUAAUAAAGUAACUUUUACAAUUAAUGGAUCAGACAUAAUUUUUGGUAUAGCUUCUCUUAGUUAAAUAAAAAAACAUAAUUUUGAAUUACAAUGUGAUAUUCCAAGUGCUUAUUUUAUUAGGUAGGAUGGAGGUAUAUAUAUAUAUGAAAUAAAUAAUAGUUCAUUUUGGUUUUGGAUUAACUGAGGUUUAGUAAGAUUUUGAUGUUCCAGAAUUUAGUUCUAAAAAAGGAUAAAAGGUAAGUAUGUAAUUAAAGAAUGGAUAAAUAAUUUUGUAAAAUUUGAUAACAAAAGCAAAAGAAGAAUAUGAGAUACCAAAAUUAUAUGAUGAUUGGUGUUAUAUAUUUGGUUUAAGAUUCUAAAAUGAUUCAAUAAUAUUGGAAGAGUGA